Diachasma alloeum is the source of this 3864-nucleotide messenger RNA. RefSeq lists its product as uncharacterized. The record is from RefSeq and is a predicted model, not a curated record. NCBI's taxonomy places the organism in Eukaryota, Metazoa, Arthropoda, Insecta, Hymenoptera, Braconidae. The transcript is spliced from 18 exons. Bases 102 to 3734 code for a protein of 1210 amino acids.
UUUGCUUCGUUCAUAUAGAGCACCAGUUUCAUAAUAUAUUUCAAAGUGGUGGUAGAUCAACUUGUAUAUUUCAAUUAUAUCAUCAUCAUUUUGUCCUUAAAAUGUGGAAGAAAGAAAUUCUUGUUUUAUUUAUCAUACUCAGUGCUUAUCAGGCCUCGGGUUUGAUAGAAGACAUGCUAUCAAUGGGGAAAACCCUGUGGAAGCUUGUGGGGAAGCUUCAAGACGUUCAGGACCAUUUCGACGCUACUACAAGGGCUUGGGACACAAUAGUCUUUAAUCCUUCAUCUGAUGAUAAUACUGAACAACUUGAAUUCAUAUCCAAACAAAUCUCGGAAUUUAAAACGUUCGCUACAACUCACUUCAAUGAAAUACAACGACUGUUAAAAGCGUUGCCAGGGAAAAUUAAAAUUGAUGAUUAUGAAAAAGACUAUAGAAUUUAUGUUGGUCGGAUCGAUGCCAUGCAUGCUGACCUCAUGGAUUUUCUCGAGGACAAAAAGGUAUCAGAAUGGAAAGAAGGAAAACACAUAGAAGAGGAGGUGAGAAAGAUACUUCCCGAAUUGGCCAUUAUACUGGGUGCAAACGUAAACGGUGAAGGACUUAUCAAAUUCAUUGCUGAACAAGAAGAGCAUUUCCAAAAAAGUAAUGAAAUAGAAGCAUUUCAACAGUACUUGAUUCAAAUCUUCGAAACAAUAAUGAUAACUGAAAUGAAGGCCCUACAUUUAAUAGGUUCGAGUUUGAGGGCACAAGGGCUGACGCCAAAAGAGUGGGGUUCUAGGACGAAUCGUGCUCUGCACAGAUUUGAAGAUCGCUAUAAGGUUUACAUCGCUAUUAUGUUGAACGUUCUGCAUAAAACUUCGCCAUUUAUAAGAGCUGGUGAGCCUCAACUCGGUCGAUGGAUUAAAGACGAUCCAAAUUUGGGAUAUUAUGAAAUCGGAUCGUUCAAGUCCACUUUCGUUUAUUUACACACCGUAAUAGGAGCUUCUACAAUCGGUAUGGGUUCGGAAACUUGCGAGCAGGGUAUAACAGGUUUUUGGGGUUGCCCGAAUUUAACAGGAGAAAAGAAUUGGUGUGUCGAGACGAGAGGGGAACUGAAUUUAUGUGUGGAAAACGACAAUGUCGUAUCAGCAACAUACGACGGUCUCGGAUCAGUAAAAUUGGGGUCCAGAAAAACACACGGCAGAAAGGAUUCUUGCCCCAUUGACAAUCAAUUGUUUUUUGUGAAAGUCCCCAAAAGUCCGUCCGGGGUCCCCGUCACUAGGUGUCUGUGCAAAUGUCAUCGAUCCUCAGCACAUUCGAUCAGUUUGAGCUGGAGUCACACGGAUGUGGUGAACAAUAAGGUUGUCACUGGUGUACGAUUCAUACAAUACAAUAGAAGUCUUCAUAUUCAAAUAAAGCAGGGAAAAUUAAUAAAUGACGGUAAAGUUGAUCCAGCCACAGAGAGUUGGGUGCCUCUGCCUUCCAACCCAGAAGUAAUGCCUAUAACCUGGGAGUCCAAAACUUUUAAGCUCAAUAAUCCUACUCUGCCGUUUGGAUAUGCUCUUGUUGGAGUUCAGUUUGAUAAUGUGUCAGGCAGUGCCGCCAUUAGAAUACUGGGGAAAAAGUUUGAUAUGAAAGAUGCAGUAUUGCGGCCAGGCCUUGUUCAGGUUUCUACGGAGCCUCAACAUAAAUUUGAUAAAUUAACCAUUGCAAAAAAUAAUCCACUGUUGGGUGCACCAACUGUUUCAAACAAACCCGAUUCCGGUGAGAACCAUCAUUUCAUCGAACUGGAGACUGCGCCCAUAAAUAAUGAUUUUAUGCAGCCGACACUACCAUUCUUCGAUGGAAUACCUAUCGAAACUAACCCACCAAGAGCAUUAUCGGGAAUUGGAUUAUUUCAUAAACAUGUUGAAAAUUAUGCUGGAUUCAUUAGCUUGCAGUUGCGUUCACUUCCAUUCAUAAGAUAUGUGUCACAGUUGAUGAUGGACUACAAACGCAACAGCCUAUUGGAGGAAUGUAACGGGAGUGAAUGCAGAUUGGAUUGGAUCCUAGAUUUAGGCCGGAGAGUAAGCACCAUGAUGCAGGAAUUGUCUGAACUAGCUUAUGGUGAUAAUGUGAAACUAAAACUGAAGAUGCGGCUAUCAUUCAAAGAAAUUAUGCUGAAGCUCGAUAGUAUGAAAGAUGUCAUGGAUAUGACGCAUCUCGUGGCUGUGAUGAAAAAAUCGGUACACUCAUCUCUCCGAGAAAAAGUGGAAAAGUGGGCGGCAGAAGCUAAGCCAAUACUGGAGCAAAUAGAUGAACCAUACGAGUGGUUUGCCAAUACAGAUAUGCCGGUCAAUUUUACGUAUGCAAAAUCGUUGGCACCCAGAAUAAAAGAAAAACUGCCGGAUUUCGAAACUUUCCUCAGAUCAUCACUAUCUUUCAAGUCACACCGACAGGAUAACUUCAUCACUGCUAUUUCCAGAAGUUCUCGUGUUGACAAAGAUUCAUGCAGAGGUACGCAAUCGAUGCACCAUAUCCUCACUCAGCUCUUCCAUACAAUAAUAGCCUACGAAGUGAAAUCUAUGAUUGUACUAACUUACAUUUACAAAGUGGAAUAUCCUCACCGAGAGACCUGGAGUAAGGAACUAUUGGAGGCCCGAACCAAAUUCAUUACUCGAUUCACCAACUACGUCAAAUUAUUUGUUAAAGCCUUGAAUAAAUUUCCAUCACAUAUACAAAGCUGUGAUCCCACAAACGCUGAUACUACUCAAGGUAAAAUUCAUAUCGAAAUCAAAGAGUCCAGUCAUCUAUCCACCUUCAGUUAUCUUAAAAAAAAAAAAAAGUAUACCUGCACAGAUGCCGUUAAAAACGAAAAAAUGAUGUGGUAUAAUAAUCAAGACAAGUGUCCUGGAAGUAUUGAUGGAUGUAUUCCUGUAAAACGAGUCGUUAUUUGUCACAAGGAAAAUACUCGCACGGUGAGUGCAUGGAACCUGGAGAAGAACUUGCUGUAUAGUUGUGUGGAAAAAGGAGGAAAAACGGAGGCUCAUGACAAUAAUAAGACGAGCCAGAAUUGUCUUUGCACCUGCAACACUGAAACCUCGACUUCCGUCAGUUUGAACUUCAAUCUUGCUAAUAGUUCCGAGAAUAUGGUCAUUACCGGUGUAAAAUUUGUACUCCAAGACCAUGUUCUUCACAUACAAAUAAAACAGGGACAAUUGCUGCCACACGGUCGGGUUGACCUCUCCUCAAAUCAUUGGGUUGACCCUCCGAAGAAGCCAAAGACAAUAACCAUAAGUCCAAUUCACCAAAGAUUAAUCUUCAGUGAACUCAGUUUUUCAUCGGAUUAUGCUGUGACUGGUAUUGGAUUUUUCGAAAAGAACGGAUUUGGUCUAAGGGUACGGGCACAAAGAUUCAACUUCGAGAACGGAACAUUGUUGUCCCGGCAUAUAAUAAAAUAUGGAACAAUCAGUAGCAAAGACGACAAAAGACAUAACGAAAAGGAAAAUGUCGAAAAUCCUGACGACCUAGACUGGGUGGAUUUGGUCCCAGCUCCGAUCAAAAUGGGUGGCUCACGCUACGCUCCACCUCGGUUCAAUGGUCUUAGUGUUGAAGUUGAUCCACCAACACCAAUUGGAGGCGUUGAAAUAUUUCAUCAAAUGCCUACAAAAGAUAAGGGAUUCAUUUCACUCAGAUUGCACUCACUCAAUUUCAAAUCCAAUUUGGAAUAUUUUAUGAAUCAGACCCUGGAGGAACGCGCAUUCCUAAAGGGUUUCUGAAUGUCCGCCUGGAUAGGAAAUUAUAGAAAUCAGUGAUAUUAAUGAAUCGUUGAAAAAGAAAAUAAUAUAAUGGUAUAAUGUAAUAAUGAAUAGUAUUGUAUGCAAAAUAAAUUCCAUACAGGUUGCAUAA